UUCACCCCGACCUAUAUAUAGCGGCGGUGCUCAGGAUUCCACUGUAUUCUUUCCUCUUUCCGAUCCAUCAUCUCCCCGAAAAAUCACCGGAAAAAAUGGCGAUAAUUCCUCAAGCAGCAAGCAACAUCAUAUUGUCGUUCAAAGUUAUGCUGAUAUCCACCACCGUUUUAUCAGCAGCUAUUGCGCUGAAUUUCUCUUUUCCAGCAAUAACGGAUUUCGUUGUCUGUGAGCUACCUUCAAUCUACAACGCCGUUGUUUCGUGGCUCCGGCCUCCGUACUUGUACCUGGUCCUCAACUGUAUCAUCAUCACCAUCGUCGCUUCCUCCAAACUUCAGUCGCACAAAAUCGAUGACGCUUCAGUAUCACCGCCGCCUCCUAUGCAGCCGAUCCCUAACCUGGAAGCCAUACCUUCACAGCCGGACGUGGUAAUUACGCAAACCAAUUAUCCGACCGCCGAUCUGAACAAUCGCAGCGGUUACCUUGUGGAAGUCGAGAAUGGAGCAGACGAUUUCAACUCUCAUGAAGUCGUAAAAGCAUCGCGAAGCGCUACGAUUGAACAAACGGCUUUCAGCGUUGUUCACGCUGUCGAUGGCGAUGUCGCGCUGGGAGAAGAUGCUUCGAGAAACAAGGAGAAGGAGCAAGCGGUUAUCAAAUGCGAAUCCUCAUCAAAUCCUUCCGAAAUUAAAAUUUCCACAGAAUCCUCAUCUUCAAUUGCGAAACCGCCAAUUUCCGCGAGGCUCGCUCACCGAAGAAACGCCAAAAGCAGCGCUGAAGCAGGCGGCAAAGCGGCAGCAUUGGGAGUAUCGAAGCCAAAGAGGGAGGACACACUGGAGAGCACGUGGAAAACCAUAACGGAGGGACGACCGGUUCCGCUGAACCGGCACCUAAGAAAAUCGGACACGUGGGAGCGGGAAGCUCACCGACCGUCAGAAAAACCGGCGAUGGGAAAAUCGGAAACGUUCACGGAGCGGCGGCGGAGCAAGUCUCCGGUGAGGAAGGAGGCGUCGCUGAGCCAGGAGGAGCUGAACAGGCGAGUGGAGGCAUUCAUCAACAAGUUUAACGAGGAGAUGAGGCUGCAGCGGCAGGAAUCUCUCGAUCACUACCGGGACUUGACGAUCAACCGUGCCUCUAUCUCAUCGGACAGACAGAGCACAUCAUUAAUUCAUGUUAGAUUUUGGAAGAAUGAACGAGCUGCAUGGCGACUCUUUCGUUUUAUUUUAAUCACUGACGGCACUGUCGUUUAAUCAUUUCAAUUUUGAAGUAUAAUAAUUAUUGAAAAAUAGAUCUUGUAAUUUGAAAUAAAAAAUAGAAAUAUUUUGAUUAUGUAAAGAGUUUUCCAAGUGAAUAAUAAAUAGUACACAUAAU
Messenger RNA from Andrographis paniculata, 1365 nucleotides. RefSeq lists its product as uncharacterized. NCBI's taxonomy places the organism in Eukaryota, Viridiplantae, Streptophyta, Magnoliopsida, Lamiales, Acanthaceae. The transcript is spliced from 3 exons. The record is from RefSeq and is a predicted model, not a curated record. The coding region runs from base 96 to 1244 and encodes 382 amino acids.